AUGGCGGAACCCUCUCCUCCGUCACUGUACAAACCGAACGGAAACCACCGUGCCGCCGCCGCCACAGUCAACGACCGCCCUCGAGACCGGUCCCGUUUGACUCGUUGUGAAGUCCCGAUCAAAACCCACCUGUUAUCCCGACUGGAAAGCUCGAAGUCUGGCCACGAUAUUGACUGGUUCAAACCGGAGGUUUUCGCGCUAUUGCACCGCCGUCUCCGCCGUCCAUUUCCGGUGAACCUGGUGAGGGUAGGAAGGGUGAGCGUUGGUGUGGAGAUUUUCCGUCGCCGGAAAUUUCUCUACACGCCCACGCGCUGCUGGCGCGGGUGGCGACGCGUGGGCAAGGCUGGUGAAGUUGCUUUUUAUCUUGAUGAGAUCCUUAGGUUGCCACGAGUGCGUAGGAUUUUGCGGAUCUCAAUUUGGAACCGGACCUUAGGAUAUUCCAUUGGACGUACUUCGGUCGAUCAUUCGCAGCAGGCAGGACCCUCUCGGGGCCGGGCAGCUUGGGAUUAUUUGACUUGUUAUGAGAUUUGUGAGCUACACGUGUCGUUGGCAAUGCCGGAGUGUGAGCUAUGGAGUUCUGUCCCCUGGUUGGACUACUCAUCCUUGGACGCGGGUUAG
This is a messenger RNA of Prunus armeniaca (apricot), 618 nucleotides long. The record is from the annotation of a GenBank genome assembly. NCBI's taxonomy places the organism in Eukaryota, Viridiplantae, Streptophyta, Magnoliopsida, Rosales, Rosaceae.